AUGUCGCUGCACCUGCUCGACCUCCCCGCCGAAGUCCUCCUCGCAUGCCUGGGCCACCUCCCGCUCGGCGACAUCCUGUCCCUGCUGGCGCUGCACAACCGGAGUCUGAGCACGCUCAUCUAUGAGGCGCCGGCGAUCCAGUUCCGCAUGGAGCAGGCCGCGCACGCAGCGGUUGAGACGCCGUACGGGCGGGGUGCGGCCGCCCCGCUUUUCGCCCGGCGGCAGGCGCUGCGCGACAGGGAGGACCGCUGGCGGGCGUUUUCCCCGGUCGACCGCUGGGAAGUGGCGGUGCGCGACAUGGGCCUGUAUGACGUGGGCGAGGACUGCUAUGCGCUGGCGUACAACGACGACCCACAGAGGGAGACGGGCCUGUUCGACCGCAUGGAGUAUAUGUUCCUGGAUGACCGGGGGAGAUGGCGCGCGCCGGAGGACAUCACGCUGCCUGUUGUCGACUUGUGCGUGGUGUCGGAGCGGGAUCUCAUGGUGGUGGUCACAUUUGCUGCUAGUGCGGAUAUGUGUGCCCUCGCAGUGCACCUCAGGCAGUUGUCGACCGGCGCAGUGCAAGACGGGCUGCCCCGCAAGAUCGAUGUCACGACGGUCCCGGAGCGGUACGGCGUGCCGGACAUCCGGGUCGAGGCCGCCGGCGCCACGCUCGCGCUUGCCUGCUGCUUCAUGAACAGCGACGAACUGGACGGCGAGCACGACAAAUUGCACGUUGUCCACUGGCCCUCCGGGCACGCCAUCGCCGCGGUCCCGUGUGAAGUGCCGAGCUUCGUCUUCUUGCAGGACACCCUCAUCCUCGCGCCGAACCCGCUAGCGCACACUCUUGAUGUCCUCGCGGUGGGCGCCGAAACCGCCUCCUGGGUGCUUGCGUUCCGCCUCCCGUGGCUGCGAGUGGGCCAACGCAUCUUCUGGGAGACAUUUGCCUGCCGCGGCGCGCCUAACCCGCACAGCUCGCCCAGCCUCGCGGAUGAUCCUCGUUUCUCCGCCGUCAAAACACGCACCGCGUUCCGGCCAGAUCCGGAGCAGUCCCUCCUCGUCCUCAUGUUCGCCACGGGGCCGACCGACCAGCCUACGCCGGAGCCGGCCCGGACCGUCGUCGUCGUCGACCGGGCCGGCCUCGCGCAGUGCUUCCAGAGGGCGUACGAGCGGGCCGAUCUCAGCGAGGGCGCCCCGCUGGAGGAAGUGCCGUUCGAGGUCUGGGCCCCGCAGGCGGCCGUGUGGCUCGACGCCUCGGGCAUGGGCCUUUCGGGAUACGCCGCGACUGGCGUCGGCACACGCUUCGCGGCACUGUCGGGGAUCUCGGAGGCGGAUCCGGAGUCGAAGCACGUGCGCGUGCUUGACUUCAGCGCGGCCAGUGUGGAGCACGUGCGGGCACAGCUUGGGGAGCGAGGCGCCAAUGCGGACACCUGCAUCGUGAGCGAGCACGCGACGGUUCGGCUUGUGAAGCCUGACUUUGAUCUGCCGAUGCACGACGCGUUUGCGGACGUCCUCGUCUCUGCGCUGCCCUACGUCGAUAUCGUCUCGCGGGAGGCGGUGGACUGGGAGAGUGUCCAUCUCAGCAACGCGUGUAUCAUCGGGGAGAAGGGCUCGGUGGAUGGCGGGAGGGUGCUCGAUAUAUUGCACUUUGGAUGA
Molecule: messenger RNA, 1635 nt
Organism: Mycena indigotica
Lineage: Eukaryota; Fungi; Basidiomycota; Agaricomycetes; Agaricales; Mycenaceae
Exons: 3
Coding region: 1-1635 (544 amino acids)
Molecular function (GO): protein binding
Source: RefSeq, a predicted model, not a curated record